This is a messenger RNA of Guillardia theta CCMP2712, 2895 nucleotides long. RefSeq lists its product as hypothetical. Bases 1 to 2895 code for a protein of 964 amino acids. Lineage: Eukaryota; Cryptophyceae; Pyrenomonadales; Geminigeraceae. Gene Ontology annotation, molecular function: calcium ion binding; nucleic acid binding. The transcript has 13 exons. The record is from RefSeq and is a predicted model, not a curated record.
AUGUUGGAGAAGGAGGAGACAGUGGCCGAGGAAGGGAUCAAGUCAUCCCCAUUACUGCAGAUACUCAAGAGUCUGCGCAGCCAACUUACCUCAUCUCCGUCGUCUCCUCCAUGUCCAGCAGACAAGGUUCGCCUAGCGCUAGCAUUUCACGUGCAUGACGCAACAUCGGAGGAGGAAGUGAACUAUCCAGACGUGAUCACCCCCGAGGUACCGCUGUCCUCGACAGCAGAGGAGGAUGGGACCAGCUCGGUCUCCUUCGAUCGACAGCAGUACAUCCUGCCGGUGGGGGAUCCGAGACUAUCUGACCUCCUGGUGGGUCUGGUGCUGAAGGAGGAGGAGACUUGCUCAGAGGGAGCGACAGGCUGCGAUGGGGCUCAGAUUGUUGCUGCCUCCAGCAUGCACAUCGCUCACGUGCUCAAGGAACUUGAUCUCUUCUGCUUCCGCGAGUUCCUGGACAGGUCGAGCAUCGGGCAAGUGACUCUCUCCUGUGACGAGGAGUUUGCAGAGCGUGGCUUACUGACAGAGCUCCAGUGGCCGUUCACGCCGGGGCAGGCAGGAGCCAUCUUUCACUCUCUUGAUCUCAACAGGGACAACUUGGUGCAGCUGGACGAGUGGUGCGAAGGCCUUCGAGUCGCCCAUCAGUUUGCCAUCCCCUUGCUCAGUCUACCAGCUCUUACCACCCCUGCUGAAGCUGGAGCUGGAGCUGGAGCUGGAGCUGGAGCUGGAGCUGGAGCUGGAGCUGCUGGGCUUUCUGACUCGAAAGAGAUUGGGGUCGUCGUUGUGCAGGUGGAGCUUCAGCCGCAUGCUCGGAGCCUGCUAGAGGACUUGGCAGGAUCAUGCCCUGUCGUUCAGAGGGCAAGGAGACCAGUGGCGAUCGGAACCUCCCGCUCACGGCAGGAAAGUCGUGACGGCAAAGCACAGGAUGAAAGUGAUGGCGGAAAGUUGAAGGAAGUUUUCGAGGAGGAGGGGACAGGAGGCAGGCAAGUAACCUUCAAGUUCAGGAGGCUCCGAGGAAAACAAAGAGAGGAAGAGCAAGUGCAUCAGAGUCAAGUCAGCGAGGACAAGCAGAAUCGGAAUCCGAAACUGCAGAAGGAGGAGAGAGAGAAAGGAGGAGAGGAGGGAGACGAGGAGGAGGCUCAUGGUGACUGGGUCAACGCAUGGACAUGCGGGGGGUGUGGCGAUCUCAACGGUUUCGACGUCUUUCUGUGCUCCUGCGGGCUUUUCAUGCAUCCUGAAUGGAACCAAACUUUCUCAGGGGAGGAGGAGAGGCUGUUGUCAUCAGGACUGGAUCACGACAACCAAACUGUUCACGCCUCUCAGUCGCGCUCCUCUUCCCCCGCUGCUCGUUCUUCUCAGCUCACCAGGAAUGAGAAGGAGAAGGAGGGUGCAAGAUGCCCUUGCAUGUUCUGCGGGGGGUUUGGACUACUGCCGAGCUGCUAUGACGUCGAGGAGAAGCAUCUCACAGUAUGGCGAAGGGGGAUGCUGCUGGCUGUCAGCUGGAGGGAGGCUACGGAGGAGAAGAGCCUUCCUCGUCUUUCGGAGAUCCUCCAAGGCACAGCAGAGCAGCAGCAGCAGCAGAUCGCCCCUGCCAAUCAUCCGUUUGUGCAAGAAUGGAGCAUGUUACUGAUGCUGGUCUGUACAAGGGGGAAAACGAGAAGGAAGAGAGUAGGAUGCAGGAGGCAGGAGGAGGACGAGGAGGACGAGGACAAGGACAAGGACAAGGAUGAGAUUAUGAGAAAAGGAGGCAAUAAGCUGAGAGUGAAAUAUUCUUCUCUUCAUCUCUCUGGACGGAUCCCCAAUGGCGUCUUGCAACACCACUUCUACCUCCUCGUCCAAGGCGUCAGGCAGCACAAUGGUUUCAGCUCGGAGCAUAUUCGCAUCGAACAUGUUGAGGAAAGAGAAAACAAAGGCCAGGAAACGAAAGAGAGAAGCAAGAGAUUCGAAGAGGAGGAGGAGGAGGAGGAGGAGGAUGGAGAGGGACAGUCGGACUACGUUUCUAUUGUUACAUUUCCUUCCCGCAAGCACGCCAUGAAAGCACUUGCGCGAUCUUACGACAGUCUGCUGUCCUUUGAUGCGGCCGAGGCAGCCAAGACGGAAGCCGACGAAACUAACGGGGGGGCAGGGGCAGGGGCAGGGGCAGGGGCAGGAGCAGGGGCAGGGGCAGGGGCAGGAGCAGGAGCAGGAGUAGAAGGGGAGACGGUUGGGAGGAAGAUGCAGCUGAAGCUCUUGUGUGAGUUCGAGCCGCUUUAUCCCUUUCCUCCUCGUGGUCGCAUCAUCAUCAACGGCCUCAGCUCGAAGCUCACAGAGGAGCAGGUGAAGAUGGCCAUGGGGCCGAGGAGGAAGCGAGUGACUGGGGUCAUUCUCUCCUCCGGUGAGACGGCCAGGAGCUGGCAGGCAGUUGUGAGCUUCGAGACGGAGGAGGAGGCGCUGGCGGCGCUGAGAUGGCAGCAAGAGCUCUGCGCUCUUUCUCGCUCCUCCAAGGAGCUGCGAGAAGCUGCCAGCAUGCUCCCGCGCUCCUACCUCGACGACCUGCCGCGCCUGUCGCUCGAGGCUACUUGUCCUCUCGUCUACGCUGAGGUCGGGAGGCACGGCAGGGAAGGGCUGACGGAGGGAGGGAGACAGUCAUGGAGGAGGAAAGAAGGCAGUGGGGAUGGACUGGGGAGGACUCGGGGAGGGAGGAGUAUGAGGAGGAAGUGGAGAGUGAAGCGGAGGCUGAGGAUGCGUAACUGCGCGCAGGUGAUGGAGGAAUGGAUUCCAGCAGAUGCGCCUCUUCCCUUCCCUUCCUUCGACCCCAAGGAUGAAUUCAGCAUGGAGCACAUGAGGGUAUGGAGGAGAGCGAGGCAGGGAAGGGGAGCAGAGCAGGGAACGAGCGAUCGUUUAAAGAACAGAAAUUAA